Messenger RNA from Ziziphus jujuba (common jujube), 2014 nucleotides. RefSeq names its product cytochrome P450 94C1. The record is from RefSeq and is a predicted model, not a curated record. Gene Ontology annotation, molecular function: heme binding; monooxygenase activity; iron ion binding. The transcript has a single exon. Bases 93 to 1613 code for a protein of 506 amino acids. NCBI's taxonomy places the organism in Eukaryota, Viridiplantae, Streptophyta, Magnoliopsida, Rosales, Rhamnaceae.
CCUUGUCAGCUUUUCCUAAACUUUCCUCUGAACCUUCUUUCUUCCUUCUUCCCCUCUUUCUCUCUCUCUCUGUCUGUCUGUCUGUCAGAAAAAUGAGUUUAUUUCAAUCUUGUUUGAGUUUGGAAUCCAUUCCAACCACCUUCUGCUUCCUCUUCUUCUCCUUCACUUUCCUGUUCUCCAUGUUCUCUCUGGCAAUCUUCAUCUUGAGAUUGAAACCUUGGUGUAAUUGCGACGUUUGCAGAAGCUUCUUGACUUCGAGCUGGGCCGGAGAGUUCGAAAAUCUCUGCGAUUGGUACACUCAUCUUCUCAGAAAAUCACCCAGCGGUACCGUCCAUGUCCAUGUCCUCGGCAACACCAUCACAGCUAACCCAGAGAACGUCGAGCACAUGUUGAAGACCAGGUUCGAUAAUUAUCCAAAAGGAAAGCCAUUUUCUACCCUUCUCGGCGAUCUUCUGGGGAGAGGAAUAUUCAAUGUCGACGGCGAUUCGUGGAGGUUUCAGCGCAAAAUGGCGAGUUUAGAGCUCGGAAGUAUAACCGUCCGAUCCUACGCGCUCGAGAUCGUAUCCUCCGAGAUCAAAUCCAGACUAAUUCCGUUAUUGAGGUCAUUUGCUGUUGCUGGUGGCAAAACUGGAGAUGUUGUGGAUUUGCAGGACGUGUUCCGGCGGUUCUCAUUCGACAACAUCUGCAAAUUCUCCUUCGGUUUGGAUCCAGGUUGUCUCCGGUUAUCGCUGCCGAUAUCGGAUCUAGCAGUGGCUUUCGAUCUGGCAUCGAAAUUGUCAGCGGAGAGAGCUUUGUCGGCAUCACCAGUGAUAUGGAAGAUGAAGAGGUUGCUCAACAUAGGAUCGGAGAGGAAGCUUAAAGAAGCAAUUAAGCUUGUGAAUGAGCUAGCCAAAGAGAUCAUAAAUGAGCGACGAAGGAUGGGGUUUUCUACACAGAAAGACCUUCUUUCGAGGUUCAUGGCUUCCAUCGACGACGAAGACUAUCUUCGAGAUAUUGUCAUAAGCUUCCUGUUGGCUGGACGUGAUACGGUUGCUUCUGGUUUGACCAGCUUCUUCUAUCUGAUUUCGAAUCACCCGGAUGUCGAACGGGCUAUCCGAGAAGAAUCGGAUCGGGUCAUGGGACCCGAUUGCGAGAUCGCGAGCUACGAUCAGAUGCGGGAGAUGCAUUACCUGCAUGCGGCUGUGUAUGAAAGCAUGAGGCUUUACCCGCCUAUUCAAUUCGAUUCCAAAUUCUCCCAAGACGACGAUGUUUUUCCAGACGGGACGCUUAUUCAGAAAGGUACCAGGGUUACUUACCAUCCCUACGCAAUGGGUCGGAUGGAACGGGUUUGGGGUCCGGAUUGUCUCGAAUUCAAACCCGAGAGGUGGUUGAAGAAUGGUGUUUUUACGCCUGUGAGUCCUUUCAAGUACCCGGUUUUUCAAGCUGGGCUUAGGGUUUGUUUGGGCAAGGAAAUGGCUCUUGUGGAGAUGAAGAGCGUUGUGGUUGCCCUACUUCGUCGAUUCGAUAUCCGGGUUUCCGGAUCGAAUUCGAACCGGUCACCGAAAUUCGCCCCCGGUCUCACCGCCACCGUCAGAGGCGGUCUGCCGGUUCAUGUUCAUGAAAGGGGAGUAUAAUAAUCAAGACCACCGUUGUUGUUUGAUAUGCUUUAGAGGUCCAACUCACAUUUAACCCCAAAUUGAGGAUGGAAAAUCAUUAAGGAAGAAGAGGCAAAAAGGAAUAAUAUUAUGAAGUUACGGGUGAAUUGGGUUGGCAAUCUCUCUUUGGGUUAAUUUUGGUCAUUUUUCAGUGACCGUAUUAUACUGUAAAUACUUAGCCAGCUAAUGCAUGCUUUAUAUUAAAUAUAUAAAACAUGAGCUUAAGUUGUAGGUUUUUUUUGGGUAAUAAGCUUAAUUUGUAGGUUGGUAACUAUUAUAAGGAUGAGGAAUAACAUUUUAAAUUGUAUGUAAAUAUAUCGUGUAUGAAAAAAGCCUCAUUUAAUUACUAGACUUCAAGAUAUGCACUUCAAUUGUUUCCA